GAUGAUGUUUGCAAAUGUAGAUGGACAAGAGUUGGAUCCAACUUCCUAGGAUUGAUCCGCACUAUGCAAAAGGGAUUAAAGAUUUUAUUGAGGUGGCUAAGGCCUAUGUAGAUGACAAGAAUAGGACUAGGUGCCCAUGUUCUAAAUGCAAAAACAUACCACAUAGAACAUUACCUGAGGUUAAAGGACACUUGUGUCAAAAUGGGAUGGACAAAAUGUAUACUCGCUGGGAAUGGCAUGGAGAGGGGUAUGAUAUGGCUAAUAAUAAUAGUUCAGAGGAAGAGGUUGAAGAAGAGGAAGAUGGUGAUGAGGUAAAUGAGUUGUUGGAAGACAUUUGCAUGGGACCUUUUGUGCAAAUAGAAAUGACAGAUGUUCAGCAAGGGUUGGAUGAUGCUUUGCCAAAUUCUAACAUGGGAUAUGAUAGGUUUCAAGAUUUAUUACAGGAUGCACAACGUGAGUUAUAUCCAGGAUGUGAAAAAUUUUCAAAAUUAUCGUUCGUUCUAAAGUUAUACAAUAUGAAAGUAACUCAGAAACUGAGCAACAAAUAUUUCACUAUGAUGCUAAAGUUGCUUAAUGAAGCAAUGCCCAAAGGUGUUGAGCUUCCAAAGUCACAUUAUGAGGCAAAGAACAUGUUGCGUGAAUUAAGUUUUGGGUAUGAAGUGAUACAUGCUUGCAUAAAUGAUUGUAUUUUAUAUUUGAAAGAAUAUGAAAAUAAUGAGUUAUGCCCUCGGUGGGGUGAGUCUAGAUACAAAUCUUGUGAAGGCAAGGGUAAAAAAAUACCACAAAAGAUUCUUAGAUACUUUCCUUUGAAGAGCAGGCUUCAGAGGUUGUUUAUGUCAAGAAAAAUAUCUUCAGAUAUGAGGUGGCACAAAGAGAAACGUGUUAAGGAGACUAAUAUAUUCAGACAUCCCGCAGAUUCUAUGACUUGGGAGGAAUUUGAUAUAAGACAUCCUUGGUUUUCAGCGGAACCUCGUAAUGUUAGACUUGGUCUAGCAAGUGACGGAUUCAAUCCAUUUAGCAACAUGAGUAAUUCAUAUAGCAUGUGGCCAGUAAUGGUUUUUCCAUACAACUUGCCACCUUGGAAAUGCAUGAAAGAACCAUAUUUGUUUAUGUCAUUACUUAUUCCUGGACCGAGAUCACCAGGGAAGGAAAUUGAUGUGUACUUGAGACCGUUGAUCGAUGAGUUAAAAGAGUUAUGGGUGGAUGGUGUAAUGACUUAUGAUGCUUCUACUAUGUGUACUUUUAGAUUGCAUGUGGCGUUAUUAUGGACAAUAAAUGAUUUUUCAGCAUAUGGAGAUUUGUCUGGUUGGGUCACAAAGGGGUACAUGGCAUGUCCUGUUUGUAACUUUGAUGCAUCUUCAAUACGUUUGGAGCAUGGGGAAAAAAUUUGUUGGUUUUGCCAUCGUCGUUGGCUGCCACUAGACCAUAAAUGGUGAAAUUUAUACAAACAGUUUGAUGGUAACAAAGAAAGGAGGUCACCACCUAAAGAAUUAACUGGUGAUGAGUUGAUUCAACAGUUGCUUCAAAUUAGGUUCGCCGACUUGGGAAAAGGACCGACCAACAAAAAGAGGAAGCGUACCAAAUCCGAGUUAAAUUGGACUAAGAAAAGCAUAUUUUUUCAAUUGUCAUAUUGGCAAGGCCUCAAACUGAGACAUAAUCUGGAUGUUAUGCACAUAGAAAAAAAUAUAUGUGAUAAUAUAUUAGGGAUAUUAAUGAACAUUGAAGGAAAGACAAAAGACACAAUGAAAUCUCGUUUGGAUUUGCAAUUAAUGGGUAUAAGAAAAGAGUUGCAUCUUACUCCUAGUGGCAAUAAGUUUCUUAUGCCCCUGGCAUGUUAUACAUUAUCUACUGAUAAGAAAAAGAACAUAUGUGAAUGGUUGAAGGCAGUAUAGUUGCCAGAUGGGUAUGGUUCCAAUAUAUCUCGGUGUAUUAAUAAAAAUAAUCGUACUAUAUCAGGUUUGAAAAGUCAUGAUUGUCACGUACUUCUCCAGCGUCUUCUUCCGGUUGCUAUUCGUGGACACAUGUCCGAUAAUGUAUGUAAUGCAUUGGUUGAACUUGGAUUAUUUUUUAAAGAGUUGUGUUGUAAGACGUUGAAACUAGAAGUCUUAGAGGCACUUGAAAAAAAUAUUGUAUCCAUACUUUGCAAGCUUGUGAUGAUCUUCCCACCUUCAUUUUUUGAUGUGAUGGUUCAUCUAGCUGUUCAUUUACCCCGUGAGGCGAUUAUUGCUGGACCAACACAAUAUCGAUGGAUGUACCCCAUUGAAAGAUUUCUACGAACUUUGAAACAAUAUGUUCGCAACAAAGCACGACCUGAAGGUUCAAUUGUCGAAGCUUAUGUUGAUAGUGAGUGUGUUGCAUUUUAUUCAUUGUACCUUCGAGGGGUGGAGACAUGUUUCAAUCGAGAGGAAAGGAAUUUUGACAAAGGGCAAACCCAGAAGUCAACAAGUUUUUCUAUAUUCACGCAGAAUGUUCGCCCCUUAGGGUAUGGAAAUUAUGAAAUAAUGGAUUCUGCAAAUCUCGAAAAGGCGCACUUUUAUGUGCUUAACAAUUGUCCAGAAGUGGAGCCAUUCUUAGGAAAACACAUGGAAGAACUAAAGAGACAAGAUCCUAACAACGUAGUUGUGAGGCAUUCAAAACAAUUUACUAAAUGGUUUGAAGAACAUGUUAAAAGAUUGCGACAAAGUAUGUCGCCUGAUGCUAUUGAUGAUCUUUAUUCUCUAGCUUGUGGGCUUGACUCGAGAGUGAAACGAUAUACAGGUUGUGUUGUGAAUGGGACUAGGUUCCAUACUAAAGAGAGGGAGAAGAACAGGAAAACACAAAAUAAUGGCGUGAUGGUCAAAGGUGAAAAUAUUGAUUUUUAUGGUUGUUUAACAGACAUCAUUGAGGUGUCUUAUGACACGGAAAGACGUGUAGUUCUAUUCAGGUGUGAUUGGUGCAAUACAAGAAGUGGAAUUCAAAAAGAUAAAUAUUUCACUAGUGUCAAUCUCUCCCGUCAAGCAUAUAAGGAUGAGCCGUUCGUGUUAGCUCAUCAAGCCAAACAGGUUUUAUACCUCAAGGACAACAAAUUAAGGGGUGAAUGGGAAGUUGUGCAGCAGAUUGAUCCUAGGAACUUAUACGAUGUCCGAGAAAAAGAUGAUAAAACAAAUGGGUCAAAUGAAGGGGAAAGUAGUGAGGAGGUUGCAUAUCAAGAUUUUGAGUCACUAGAAGUUAAUGGUGUUGUUCGAGACAUAGAUUUUGACUCGGUGACAUUAACUAAUGAUGAUAUGGUUUCAAAUGAAAUUGAUUCCGAUGCAGUUCAUAAUAUCAUAAAUAAUGCACAUGGCAAUGAUGAUGUAGAGAACGUUACCCUUGAUUAUGAAACUUCUGAUGAAGAAGAUGCAUCCAAUGAUGAUUCCUUGGAUGAAGAAGAUAUUGUGUUUAGUGAUGAUGAUACCGAUAUAGAAUAGUUUGUUGUUUAAAAGUUAAAAAUCUUACUUUACUAAUAUAUUAAGAAUUUUUAUGUUAAGAUGUGCUCAUUUGUAGUUAUGUGUUAUUUUGAAAUGCUUACAUUCCAAAUAUGACUUGUUUUUUUAGCUUAUAAUCUGUUUGAUUUCAUUUUUAAAUUGCAUUAAUAAUAUGUUUAGUUAUAUAGAAUUGAUAUUUUCAUAAAUUUCCUUCAUCAAAGUGUAUUACUAUUGCAUUUAAAGGAAGUGAUGUUCUUCAAGAGAGGUAGUUUAGUUCUACCAUUUCUAUAUUGUUGUAUUUUGUUCCAGUGUAUACAUGGCUCCUACUAGUCGUAAGAGAGUAAUGGCUAACACUACUGAUAUCAACAAUGAUGAGUUACAGUCCAUGCCGGAUGAUGGUCAAUGUUCUGCCACUUCCGUUAAAAGGCGUGGACCCUCAACAAACAAGGCAUUGGAGGAUGUGUUGGAUAAAAAUAAGAGGCAGCCAUUAGAAGUUACAUUUAAAGAAGGACAUUUGCAGCCUGUAG
This is a messenger RNA of Cornus florida, 3970 nucleotides long. RefSeq lists its product as uncharacterized. The record is from RefSeq and is a predicted model, not a curated record. NCBI's taxonomy places the organism in Eukaryota, Viridiplantae, Streptophyta, Magnoliopsida, Cornales, Cornaceae. The transcript has 5 exons. Bases 2022 to 3446 code for a protein of 474 amino acids.